GACAAAGGCCCAAUUCGCUUCGCAGUCCGUCGAGCUCCAUCGCCGCGUGUUUCUUCGAGCGCCAUGGUGCACAGCAGCAAGUACGACCUGCUCAUCAAGCUCCUGCUGAUCGGAGACAGCGGUGUGGGGAAGAGUUGCGUGCUGCUGCGGUACUCGGACGACUCGUUCACGACGUCCUUCAUCACCACGAUCGGCAUCGACUUUAAGGUCAAGACGAUCGACGUGGACGGCAAGCGAAUAAAGCUGCAGAUCUGGGACACGGCCGGCCAGGAGCGCUUCCGGACGAUUACGACCGCUUACUACCGUGGCGCGAUGGGCAUUCUGCUCGUGUAUGACGUGACCGACGACCACUCCUUCCAGAACAUUCGCAACUGGAUGACACAAAUCCGACAGAACGCGUCGUCAAAUGUGAACAAGAUCCUGAUCGGCAACAAGUGCGACGUGGAUCCGUCGGAAAGAGCGGUGACAACGAAGCAGGGCCAGGAUCUAGCGGACGAGUUCGGCAUCAAGUUCUUCGAAACGAGCGCAAAGAGCAACAAGAACAUCGAUGAGGCCUUCCGCUCCAUCGCAGUGGACAUCCAGAAGCGCCUGGCCGAGAGCGAGCACGAUAGAUUAGACGUGGCGAACGGCAGCAAAUUCCGCGUGGACGAGGCCCAGGAGCAGUCCAAAGACAGCUGCUGCGCCUAA
This is a messenger RNA of Phytophthora sojae, 687 nucleotides long. RefSeq lists its product as hypothetical. The transcript has 6 exons. Gene Ontology annotation, biological process: regulation of exocytosis; protein secretion. Gene Ontology annotation, molecular function: GTP binding; GTPase activity. NCBI's taxonomy places the organism in Eukaryota, Oomycota, Peronosporomycetes, Peronosporales, Peronosporaceae. The record is from RefSeq and is a predicted model, not a curated record. The coding region runs from base 64 to 687 and encodes 207 amino acids.